Messenger RNA from Aptenodytes forsteri (emperor penguin), 2295 nucleotides. RefSeq lists its product as uncharacterized. The record is from RefSeq and is a predicted model, not a curated record. Gene Ontology annotation, cellular component: chromosome, centromeric region. Gene Ontology annotation, biological process: CENP-A containing chromatin assembly. The coding region runs from base 1 to 2295 and encodes 764 amino acids. The transcript is spliced from 11 exons. Lineage: Eukaryota; Metazoa; Chordata; Aves; Sphenisciformes; Spheniscidae. Gene Ontology annotation, molecular function: histone binding.
AUGGUGUCUGGCGUGGCUUGGCCGGGCCUGGCCGCCCUUUAUAAUCAUCCUUUUGAAGAUGAUUUACUUAUUUCCAUGGAAACUCUCACUUACAAUACACCUGAAGGACCAAAGCAAUGGGAGGAAGUGUCAAUCAAGAAGCUUAAAAAAUGGAAGAAGGAAGUACUUGAGUGUAAUAGAGGAAGUCAACGGAAUGCAGAUGAAGAAAGUGAUGCUGAUAUGGUUUCAGUAAGAAGAAAAUUUGAAGACAUUCACUUCCAGAAUCUGUGUGUAGAUGAUGGGAAAAUUCAAGAGAAAGUAAAAGUUCAGGUGGAUGUGAUAGUACAAGAUUAUGCUAGAAAAAUUCCCAAGUGGAUUACGAUAGCACCUCAAGGUUCAUCAGAAGGUCUUCAUUUAGCUUCGCCAGUGCAAGAACUGAUUGGCAACCAAGCCGCUGUUUGUAGAAACAAAGUAGAGCUGUCAAAUGAACGUUCUUCAUCCAGACCUCUACAGUUACAAUUUUCUGGUGUUCCCAUUUUACCAAUUAGAAUAACCAUACCCAGGCAUCGACCUUCUCCAGAACUGAAUAAAACUUGCUGUGAUAGUAUCUUGGAAGAAUACCAGUCUGCAGAUGAGGAAUGCUCCUGGAGCAAUGUAACUCUUGCAGACUUGUAUCCAGCGAUGGUAGAGAUACUUACAAGGCUCAUGACAAAGCAGUCUCGGAGAAAAGAGUUAAAAUACAUGUUUGGACACUUAAGGCAUAAAAGAUGGCGUUCUAGAAGACCAAAGCUCAAUGUCACUGUAGACAAAAUAAGAGGGUUCAGACCUCUUAAACUGAAGCAAGCACUACCCAGCAUACGCAGCAGUAGAAGUGAAGACAUCCAGAAUCAAACUUUUGGAAAUGAGAACAGAGAACUUUGUGAUGACAAGUGUUCCAUUAAUAACUUAUCUGGUCUGGCACCUUAUUCUUACAUUGAUACAAAUGAAAUCAAAAUGGACUACUCUGACUCAAGUUUAGAACAUCAUUUGGCAUCUGGAAAAGGCCAAAAAGUCUCCAAGCAGACUGUUUUUCCUAAUGUUAUGGCUAGAAUGGGAGAGACAUUUCUAGUUGAAGAUGAGUUACAGACUACUAUCUCACUGAAGAAUUCGAAAUGCAAAGAAAGUGAAAAGUUGGCUUACAAAUGUUCCUCAGAAUACCGUUUUAUAACAUCUACUGCUAGUUCAGGGUCAACAGCGCUUCAUCUGGUAAAAGAGAGUAAAACUCAAAAAACUGGCUUUCCUUGUGGUGAUACCUCAGAGUUGUGUUCAUCUACUUGCAGUUCCUAUGGCAAUAGUAACACUUUUACACCUGUCACAAACUGUUCUCUUGCAAGAGCAUCAAAUACUUUGCUCAUAAAUCCUGAAAAAAUAAUUUCUGAAAGACUAAUUUCUUUCCAGCACAAACACUCAUUUUCCUCAUUCUCUAUCAAGCAGAGUCCUUCAAAGAUGCCCCAGAAAUAUGAAGAUGCAUUUGAAAAACUCUACUACAAACUGUGUUCCAAAGAAAUCCAAAAGCCUUUGACAUUGACAAGACCUCUUUCAAAUUCACAGAACCUUGAAGAGAAAGGAAGAUUAGUGAAGAGUAAUUUAAGUGAUUCUGUGAGGUCUGAUACACAGUAUGAUAGAGAAUUUGACAGGAUCUAUGAGCAAUUGUGUAGUGAGGCUGUUCCAAAACUUCCUGGGUUUCAGAGAGCUUCAAAUUUAAGGAAAUACGAAGGAAUACAGAUGUCUGAAACUGUAAAUGCUCUUGUUAACUCACCUGUUCGAACUUUAUCUGCAAUUCCCAGAGUUAAAAGACUAGGAAAUUUUCAAAAUGAUCUUCUUUGUUCACCAGUGAAGCGACUGAAAAAUAUACCAGAACGUUAUUUUCCUUCAACAAAAUGUCAACAGAUUUCUCACAGAAGAAAUGUUAAUCUUCAGACAGUUGGCAUGGAUUUUUUGAGCACAUACAAUGGCAGUAACCCCAGCUUUUUUGACAGUCACAACUGUCAGAGUCAGGACUCUGGAUUUCAUGCUUCUUCAGAUAAAACUUUUCUUGGUAUUCCUGGUACUUCCCUGCAAGAAUCUGGGAUUGCAGAUGCCCACUCUGGUUGGCCUAGGGCAAUGAAGAAUUACAGCUGUCCUAGAAAUGCACAGAAGUGUCACCAAAGGGUAUCCAGAAAACUAAACUACACUGAUGGGAGAGACCAAAAUCCUAGCAAUCCCCCGGACAACUUCCUGGUCAAAACUCACCAAGGAGCAUUCACAGACUGCUACAGAGAGAACAUUUUUUUAUAA